Cuculus canorus (common cuckoo) is the source of this 1868-nucleotide messenger RNA. It is a transcript of the gene RNF121, whose product is annotated as ring finger protein 121. The record is from RefSeq and is a predicted model, not a curated record. Gene Ontology annotation, cellular component: endoplasmic reticulum membrane; Golgi membrane. The coding region runs from base 31 to 1008 and encodes 325 amino acids. Lineage: Eukaryota; Metazoa; Chordata; Aves; Cuculiformes; Cuculidae. Gene Ontology annotation, molecular function: metal ion binding; ubiquitin protein ligase activity. The transcript is spliced from 9 exons.
AGAGGGGAGGAGGAAGGGGGGGGGACAGUAAUGGCGGCGGUGCUGGAGGUGGAGGUGGAGGGCCCCGCGGAGCGCGAUGUGGAGGAGGUCGAUCUUUCACACCUCUCCCCAGAAGAGAGAUGGAGGGUGGAGCACGCACGGAUGCACGCCAAACACCGCGGGCACGAAGCCAUGCACGCCGAGAUGGUCCUCAUCCUCAUCGCCACGUUGGUGGUGGCCCAACUUCUUCUGGUGCAGUGGAAACAGAGACAUCCUCGUUCCUACAACAUGGUGACCCUCUUCCAGAUGUGGGUGGUGCCCCUCUAUUUCACCAUCAAGCUCUACUGGUGGAGGUUUCUUCUCGUUUGGGUGUUCUUCUCAGCGGUCACAGCUUUUAUCACCUUCAGAGCCACUCGGAAACCUUUGGUCCAGACGACACCGAGGUUGGUUUAUAAAUGGUUCCUGCUGAUAUACAAGAUCAGCUACGCCACGGGGAUCGUAGGGUACAUGGCCGUCAUGUUCACGCUCUUCGGGCUUAACUUAUUGUUCAGAAUCAAACCCGAAGAUGCGAUGGACUUUGGUAUCUCCCUCCUUUUCUACGGACUUUACUACGGAGUGCUGGAACGGGAUUUUGCCGAGAUGUGCGCCGAUUACAUGGCCUCCACCAUCGGGUUCUACAGCGCCUCCGGAAUGCCCACCAAGCAUCUCUCCGACAGCGUCUGCGCCGUUUGUGGUCAGCAGAUCUUGGUGGACGUCAACGAGGAAGGAAUCAUCGAGAACACCUACCGCCUCUCCUGCAACCACGUCUUUCACGAGUUCUGCAUCCGGGGUUGGUGCAUCGUCGGGAAGAAGCAGACGUGUCCGUACUGCAAAGAGAAGGUGGAUCUCAAGAGGAUGUUCAGUAAUCCCUGGGAGAGGCCUCACGUCCUCUACGGACAACUUCUGGACUGGCUUCGUUACCUGGUGGCCUGGCAACCGGUCAUCAUCGGACUUGUCCAGGGCAUCAACUACAUCCUCGGGUUGGAAUAACGGCACCUGGUGGACAUCCACGGAGCCGCCAGCGGAUACCAUCCCAGGACAGGGACACCAACCAGCCGGGAACGCUGCCUUUUCUCCAUCACCUCCUCAGGACCUCGGCCACCAUCAAAAGACUACGGCGUUGGGGCCGAGGAAGACCUUGGAAUCGCUCCUUCGAGGAUUUUGGGGGUUGGAAAAGCGAUUCGUUGAAGGAGCCGAUCGAAAACUUGGAAUUACAGCCCCCGAAAAGAAAGAGACGCUUUGUCCCGUUUUAAUUCCGAAGGGCUUCGCGCGGCCCCAACCGUGCCGAGAUGUCGGUUGGCAAUGUUUUCCGUCUGCUUUUCCCAACGUUCUGCGCCGACGAAGGGAUACGGGGACGUAGGAUCUGGAUCGGACCCUUCUUUUUUUCCCAGAGGAGCUGGAAUUCAGCGUUCUGGAAGAGGGAACGGGAACGCUUGGCUGUCCCGGCACCGCGGGACGGCUUCUUGGUUGCCAUAUCCCCAUCCUUUAGGGAGGAACGGAGCCAUCCUGGUGGCAUCUCCCUACCUUCAUGGAGCCCUUUUGGAUGCUCCCAUCUUUUCCAUGUUUUUUCCUGGCGCCGUUGUCCGAAGGCGGCAAAGGGGCGGCCGUAGCCGUUCUCUCCGUGUGCUAACGGUGAUGGGACAUCAAGAACAACCCAAGGUGGUCCUCACCCGGAAUGUCACGCCGGGAAUGGCUCUUCUGGGAAUGGAAUAAAUGGGAUGGAGCGUUGGGCACGGGCCAGGUUGGUGCCGGCGUUUCCCUGCCCUCGGCAUCGCGCCGGACCGGAGCGCGGAGCCGUCAUUCCAUCCUUCUUGUGCAAAGGGACCGUUGGAGCUUGAUUUUAUGGGAGA